Dendrobium catenatum is the source of this 309-nucleotide messenger RNA. RefSeq names its product polyubiquitin 8-like. Bases 1 to 309 code for a protein of 102 amino acids. NCBI's taxonomy places the organism in Eukaryota, Viridiplantae, Streptophyta, Magnoliopsida, Asparagales, Orchidaceae. The transcript has a single exon. Gene Ontology annotation, biological process: modification-dependent protein catabolic process; protein ubiquitination. Gene Ontology annotation, cellular component: cytoplasm; nucleus. The record is from RefSeq and is a predicted model, not a curated record. Gene Ontology annotation, molecular function: ubiquitin protein ligase binding; protein tag activity.
AUGCGGGGAUAUACCAUUAGUGAUGUUAAGGUCAUUGUUGAGAGUUUAAGAGGAAUUUCUGCUAGUCAGAUGAAAGUUUUUCAUAAUGAAGUUGAACUUCAGGAUAGCUUUACCUUAUCAUUCUACAAAAUAAAGCACCAAUCUAUUUUACAUCUGCAAGCUCAAAUACAGAUAUUUCCCAAACUUCUAACUGGAAAGAUCAUAAGUAUCACAGCUGAAGCUAGCGAUACCAUUGCCAUUAUCAUCAGUAAGAUUGCAAGCAUGAUUGAUGUUAAAAGCAAGAAUUUGAGGCUCUCGUAUGCCAGAUAG